AUGUCUCUCCAAGGAAAAGUCGCCCUCAUCACCGGCGGGGCCAAGAACCUCGGGGCCGAGAUUGCGAAGAACCUAGCCCCCUUGGGUGCCAAUCUAGCACUGCAUUACAAUUCGGACAAAUCCAAGCAAGACGCAGUCAAGCUAGAGAAGGAGCUCAAAGACAAGUUCCCCAAGUGCCAGGUCCGAUUCUACCAAGGGGACCUGACGACCGAGGCCGCCGUCGACAAGCUCUUUGCCUCCGUCAUCAAAGACUUUAGCAAGGUGGACAUUGUGGUAAACACGGUUGGCAAGGUGCUUAAGAAGCCCAUUAUUGAUAUCACCGAGAAAGAAUACGACGAAAUGUUUGCGGUUAACUCCAAGUCUGCCUUCCUUAUCCUCAAGGCUGGCGCCAAGAAUGUCACGGACGGUGGAAAGCUCAUCACCAUUGUUACGGCCCUGCUAGCCGCCUUCACAGGCUUCUAUACCUCUUACGCCGGGUCUAAGGCUCCCGUUGAGCACUUUACUCGCGGUGUGGCCAAGGAGCUGCAGAGCCGUAAAGUUAGCGUCAACGCCGUGGCCCCCGGGCCGAUGGACACGCCCUUCUUCUACUCUCAAGAGUCUGACGAGGCUGUCGCCUUCCAUAAGAGCCAGGCUAUUGGCAACAGACUCACCGACAUUCAGGAUGUUGCGCCUCUUAUCAAGUUUCUCUGUACCGAGGGAGCGUUCGUAACUGGACAGACGCUUUUCUGCAAUGGGGGGUACACUACGCGGUAG
Molecule: messenger RNA, 753 nt
Organism: Hirsutella rhossiliensis
Lineage: Eukaryota; Fungi; Ascomycota; Sordariomycetes; Hypocreales; Ophiocordycipitaceae
Product: enoyl-(Acyl carrier protein) reductase domain-containing protein
Exons: 3
Coding region: 1-753 (250 amino acids)
Source: RefSeq, a predicted model, not a curated record